Molecule: messenger RNA, 375 nt
Organism: Morchella sextelata
Lineage: Eukaryota; Fungi; Ascomycota; Pezizomycetes; Pezizales; Morchellaceae
Exons: 1
Coding region: 1-375 (124 amino acids)
Source: RefSeq, a predicted model, not a curated record
AUGGCGGCACCAUCUACAGGUGCUGAGAUGGCCUCGGAUUCACAGUCACAGGACAAUGGGGACAAAUGCUUUACAGAGCUCACUGCGUACCUGGAUGCCGCGAAGACUCUUUUGGCUAGGAUGAAGGAGGAAAGGAAGGGCCGCAAAGAGAAAGACGGUACCCUUAUUGAGCCCAGCGAAGCGCUGGUUAAACUGCUUUUGCAGUAUCAGGAAGCGGAAGAUAGGUACACACGGGUAAAAAACAAUCUCUUGGGAGGGGUUGGGAACAAGGAGUUCGACGAUGACAGGAGGAAGAAAUCUGCUGAUUACGCGAACCGGAAGGAGGAGCUUGGGGAGAUACUGAAUAGAGUUAAUGAUUUGGAAGAGAAAUUGUGA